This is a messenger RNA of Trifolium pratense (red clover), 469 nucleotides long. RefSeq lists its product as uncharacterized. The transcript is spliced from 2 exons. Lineage: Eukaryota; Viridiplantae; Streptophyta; Magnoliopsida; Fabales; Fabaceae. The record is from RefSeq and is a predicted model, not a curated record. The coding region runs from base 17 to 412 and encodes 131 amino acids.
UGACAUUGAUGUUGAUAUGGAUGAUGAAUCAACUCAAAAUGAAAUUGUUGGAGCCAAUGGUGAUGGAAGUCAGCCACCAAUUGCAGCGGUUGGUGAUGAAAUUCAGCCUUCAAAUGCAACUGAAGACAUUCUCGCAGUUGAUGCAUCAUCUCUUCCACCUAUGCAAACAAGGAAGAGGAAGCCUAAUGCUAGUGUGCACUCAAACUUCUGUCCCAAGAUGACUGUUACUAAAUUCAUAAUUUUAGAUAAACAACCCUUUAAGCUAGCUGAGGGGGAGGGUUUCAAACAACACAUUAUAACCUUACAGCCACAAUAUACAAUUCCUUCAAGGCACACAAUGUCCAGGGAUUGUUUUAAGUUGUACCUAGAAGAAAAGGAGAGGCUGAUGGCUGAGUUUAGAUCUAAUUGUUAAAGGGUUGCACUUACAACCGAUUGUUGGGCAUCUGUCCAAAAGCUUCGUUACUUAGUU